Messenger RNA from Eruca vesicaria subsp. sativa (arugula), 252 nucleotides. The record is from the annotation of a GenBank genome assembly. NCBI's taxonomy places the organism in Eukaryota, Viridiplantae, Streptophyta, Magnoliopsida, Brassicales, Brassicaceae.
AUGAAGACUUUUUCAGACUUCACCGAGAGUCAGGACUCAGAGCUCAGGUCAGAAAAUGGUGCGACAAUAUCUGAGAUAAGAAGUAAGAAGGUUUCUCAUAACAACCUCUGUACACUAAGAUUAAAAGAUAUCAGUAACAUACUAGCUUGUGAACUCGAAGUAGAAGUUAAAAGUAAUGAUAUAGUACUGCUUGUCCUUGACAAGCUUAAACAACGAAAUGAGCUUAAAGAGAUGAGAAGAGGAGGACUAUGA